UGCUGUCUUGUCGCAGUUGGGUCCUGUGUGUGGCUCCUCAGUCGUUUUUCGUCAUGUUUUUGAGGGCCCAGCUGCGUAUCUGCCAGUGCUGUCUUUGGUGCUACAAAAGCAGCUCACGUCUCCUCUCUCAAAGCUCCGUGCGAAGAAAGGCUGUGAAUUAUUAUGAUCUCUUGGGAGUCAAAAGUGAUGCAACGUUGGAGGAAAUAAAAAAUGCAUUUUUUCUCAAAUCUAAAAAGCUGCACCCAGACAGCGAUCCAUCCAACCCGGACUUACACUGUGAGUUUGUGAACCUGAAUCAGGCCUACCGGGUAUUGAGUAAGCAGUCAAGCAGGAAGGAGUACGACCUCAAAAUUAAGUAUUCAUACAGCAGGGACCAGCCCUUCAGAGCUACAUCUGGUUCCACCUACACAGCCAGCACGGAAAACCAGAAUAUGCGUUACUGGAAGCAAUUUCACUAUGCAAACCAGAUGAGUGCGGAGGAGCAGCAGAAGCAGAAGAAGAAGAAGUUGUACACAGUAUUCUACUGUAUCAUCGGUAUGAUGGUCAGCAUUGGAAUACACAUGUUAUUAUUCAGGAAACUGCAAGAAAUUCACAUUAACUACAUGAACGAGAAAGACAGAGUCCUCACAAAAAUUUACAAUGAAGCCAAAGAGAGAGCCAGGUCCAAGAGUUUUGAAAAACAGAUUGAAGUAAUGCUUAAGAAACAAGCUGAGUUCAACACAAUCCAAUCCAAUGGGCCAGACAAGUAGGAGCACCUCCAGCUGUGCUGGGAACACUGGGAGAGCUGGGCUCCAUCGGCUCAGUUUUGUUUGAGUUGCCAACAGGUGGAAGCUGCUGGACUGAAUAUGGUAGUAGUUUCAAAAUUUCAGGUUUUUGGUUUUGUUUUUAUUUAUUUAAACGAAACAUUGUGAGCCACCCAUAUGGAUCUGAUACAAUUUUGAAGGUUUGAGG
Thalassophryne amazonica is the source of this 951-nucleotide messenger RNA. It is a transcript of the gene dnajc4, whose product is annotated as DnaJ (Hsp40) homolog, subfamily C, member 4. The transcript has 7 exons. The record is from RefSeq and is a predicted model, not a curated record. Bases 54 to 749 code for a protein of 231 amino acids. NCBI's taxonomy places the organism in Eukaryota, Metazoa, Chordata, Actinopteri, Batrachoidiformes, Batrachoididae.